AUGAAGGUCACUUUCAAGGAUCUGAAGCAACAAAAGUUCACGCUCGAUGUCGAGCCCACCGAUCUUGUUUCGGCCGUGAAGCAGAGAAUCUCCGAGGAGAAAGGAUGGGACCCCAAGGCGCAGAAGCUCAUCUACUCCGCUGCUGACCUGUAUCAAGGCAAAAUUCUCAAGGAUGAAGACACCGUUGCGACCUACAAGAUCGAAGAGAAGGGAUUCGUCGUCUGCAUGGUCAACAAGGCUAAGCCAGCUCCUGCUGCCGCUGCCCCUGCUUCGUCGAGCUCUGUCCCCGAAACUCCUGCGCGAUCGACUGCCGCGACUCCGGCUGCUCCGCCCGCUCCCUCUCAUUCCGCAGGUGCCGCUGCCGCUGUCCCCGCCACACCGUCUCCUGCGCCUGCCGCCGGUGGCCAGAGCGGGACCGACAGCUCUAUGGCCAUGGGUGCCGAGCGCGCUGCUGUGAUCGCCAACAUGGAAGCUAUGGGAUUCGAGCGAGCCCAGAUCGAGGCCGCUCUCCGCGCAGCGUUCUUCAACCCUGACCGCGCCGUUGAGUACCUCUUGACCGGGAUCCCGGAGAGUGCUCAACAGCAACAGCCCCAACCAGCAGCAGCUGCUCCUGCUUCUGGCGCGCCGGCUGCUGCUCCGGCUGCGCAACCCGCCGAGGCAGAAGGUGGAGAUAACGUUAACCUCUUCGAUCUCGCUGCUCAGGCCGGUCGAGGUGGUAGCCGUGGAGGAGCCGGUGGCAAUGCGGCGGCUACUGCUACUGCUGCUGCUGCCGCAGCCGCAGCCGCAGCCAGUGCUACCCCUCCCGGAGGUGGACGGGAUCUCGGAAACCUUGACUUCUUGAGAAACAAUGCCCAGUUCCAACAGCUUCGACAGGUCGUUCAACAGCAACCGCAAAUGCUCGAGCCGAUUCUGCAGCAGCUUGGUGCUGGAAACCCGCAACUCGCCCAGCUCAUCGCACAGAACCCCGACCAAUUCUUGCAGUUGCUUGGUGAGGACGGCGAUGAUGAUGCCCCUCUGCCCCCCGGUGCCCAGGCUAUCAGUGUGACCGAGGAAGAGCGUGAUGCGAUUGAGCGAUUAUGUCGUCUGGGUUUCGACCGUGAAGCGGCGAUUCAGGCGUACUUUGCAUGCGACAAGAACGAGGAGCUGGCCGCCAACUUCCUGUUCGAUCAGCCCGAGGAGGACGACGCGGCGUAG
Molecule: messenger RNA, 1194 nt
Organism: Anthostomella pinea
Lineage: Eukaryota; Fungi; Ascomycota; Sordariomycetes; Xylariales; Xylariaceae
Source: the annotation of a GenBank genome assembly